Molecule: messenger RNA, 861 nt
Organism: Chlorella variabilis
Lineage: Eukaryota; Viridiplantae; Chlorophyta; Trebouxiophyceae; Chlorellales; Chlorellaceae
Exons: 4
Coding region: 1-861 (286 amino acids)
Molecular function (GO): kinase activity
Source: RefSeq, a predicted model, not a curated record
AUGAUCGCGGCGCUGUUGCAGGGCCAGAACGGCCGAGCGUUCCUCACUACACUGGGCGGCGCGGUGGCUUAUAUCGGUGUCUGCGGCGUGGUGGGCAGGCUGGGCCUGCUGCCCACUCGCCUGGCGCGCAAGAUGAUGCACAUAGGCACCGGCCCGCUGUACAUGUUGUGCUGGCCACUCUAUAGCGCCGCUCCCUCUUCGCGCUGGCUGGCAGCCUCGGUGCCCGCUUUGGCGGGCGUGCAAUUCAUGCUGGUUGGCACGGGCAUUGUGCGGGACGACACGUUGGUGGCGGGGGCCAGUCGCAGCGGCCGGCGCGAGGAGCUCCUGCGCGGCCCGCUGCUAUAUGCCGCCGUGCACGUUGCAGCCACGCUGAUAUGGUGGCGUCACUCGCCCUGCGGUGUGCUAGCGCUCGCAAUACUGUGUGCGGGGGAUGGCCUGGCAGAGGUGGUGGGGCGGGCCUGCAGCUCGGCGGCGGCCAGCGCAGAUGCGCCAGCCAGGGGCGGCAAGAAGGGCAGCGUAGACAGCGGCAGCACAUGGCGUCGCAGUGUGCUGCGGGCACUGGCUCGCCCGCUUCCGCACAACUGCGACAAGACGGUUGGCGGCACUCUAGCUUGCUGGCUGGGCGGCGCCGCGGCUUCCCUACCCCUCCUCCUCUACUUCAUGCGGCACGGCAUGUUUGCAUCGGCGGGCCCGGCGGCAGCGGGCGGCGUGCUGCAGUGGGGUUGGCCGCUGGUGCGCGGCGUCCUGCUCUGUUCCGGUUUCGGCGCGCUGGCAGAAUCGCUGCCUCUGGGUGGGGAGGCAGACAACGUGACCAUUGCGCUGGCUGUGGGGCUGUGCUCCCGUGCGUACUUUGGUUUCUGA